Messenger RNA from Gracilinanus agilis (Agile Gracile Mouse Opossum), 1180 nucleotides. Its product is annotated as protein-lysine N-methyltransferase EEF2KMT-like. The transcript has 8 exons. The coding region runs from base 1 to 1002 and encodes 333 amino acids. Lineage: Eukaryota; Metazoa; Chordata; Mammalia; Didelphimorphia; Didelphidae. The record is from RefSeq and is a predicted model, not a curated record.
AUGGCUUCCUCGCCUUUAAUCGACGGCUUCGAGCGCCGCUUUUUGGCGGCGCGGCCUCUCCCGUCUUUCCCUUGGAGGAGCCUUGAAGAGAAAUUAAAGAAUUCAUUGGAUUCUGAGCUGCUGCUGAAUAUUUUGAAAAAGACUGUCCUACAUCCACUGUGUGUGAAACAUCCUCCAUCCGUGAAAUAUACUCAGUGCUUCCUCUCUGAGCUAAUUAAGAAGCAUGAAACUGCUCACACAGAGCCUUUGGAUGAGCUAUAUGAUGCAUUAGCAGAAAUUCUGUCUGCUGAGGAAUCCACCCAGUGCCACCGGAGUUAUUUGCUGCCCUCUGGAAAUUCAGUCUCACUCUCUGAAAGUACAGCAAUUAUUUCUCAGGGAACCACUGGCCUUGUCACCUGGGAUGCUGCUCUCUACCUUGCAGAAUGGGCCAUAGAAAACCCAGCAGCCUUCAGUAACAGGACUGUCUUGGAGCUAGGAAGUGGAGUUGGUUUUACAGGCCUGGCUAUUUGCAAGAUGUGCCAUCCCAAAGCAUAUGUCUUCAGCGAUUGUCACAGUCAGGUUCUUCAGCAGCUCAAAGGAAAUAUCCUCUUAAAUGGCUUCUUGCUAAAGCCAGAUUUCACAGCACCCCUGCAACCUUCAAACAAUACACCAGUCUCCCCCAAACCCACUGUGACUGCUGUUCAGCUGGAUUGGGACCUAGUUACUACAGAGCAACUCUCUGUCUUCCAGCCAGAUGUUGUCAUUGCAGCAGAUGUGCUAUAUGAUCCAGAAAUAAUCCUCUCCCUCAUUGGAGUGCUGCAAAAGCUCUCUGCUUGUCUAGAAGAUCAGAGAUCUCCAGAGAUAUAUAUUGCCUUCACUAUACGGAACCCUGACACUUACCAGUUAUUCAAAAUGGAGCUCAGCAGAGUUGGAAUUGGAUGGCAGAAACUUCCUAGUCACAAUCAGAAAUUGUUUCCAUAUGAAAAACAUUCAGAGAUGGUAAUUCUAAGAUUAUUGGUGUAAAUAUUUCAAGACUAAAGAAAAGAUUAGAUUAUUAUGAUGAGAAAUUUCUAUUUUUGAGAUUCCCAUAUAAAACUUGAAUUGUUGGAUCAAUUAUUUCUUUUGUAAUAGGAUGUUUGUUAAUUAAGAGUUGACUAGGAAAUAAGGUUGAUUGCAAUAAAUAAAUAUCAAAAUUUGAGAA